AUAAAGAUCACAACCACGCUCUUCAAAAUUCCUAUUCUCCCUUUUCGUCGCUAUUUCUAUCUGUGACUCUGAAACAAAAUUCCCAAAUUCUGUCCAGGAAAAAGAAAAACCCUAGUGUGAUAAUCAACCAUGGGGAACACAGAGAAGCUUCUGAAUCAAAUCAUGGAAUUGAAAUUCACCUCGAAAUCGCUUCAACGUCAAGCAAGAAAGUGCGAAAAGGAAGAGAAAUCUGAGAAACUCAAAGUAAAGAAAGCAAUCGAAAAAGGAAACAUGGACGGUGCACGGAUCUACGCCGAAAACGCCAUCAGGAAACGAACGGAGCAGAUGAACUACCUCCGAUUAUCCUCCCGAUUGGACGCGGUCAGUGCUCGUCUCGAUACACAGGCGAAGAUGUCGACGAUCAGCAAAUCCAUGGGAAACAUCGUGAAAUCGUUGGAAUCUUCUCUCGCAACCGGAAACCUACAGAAGAUGUCGGAGACAAUGGAUCAGUUCGAGAAACAGUUUGUGAACAUGGAGGUGCAAGCGGAGUUUAUGGAAAGCGCUAUGGCUGGAUCCACCUCGCUUUCUACACCGGAAGGUGAGGUUAACAGUUUGAUGCAACAGGUUGCUGAUGAUUAUGGCCUUGAAGUGUCCGUUGGGCUUCCUCAGCCAGCUGCUCAUGCUGUUCCGCUUAAGGAGAAGGAUGCUGAGAAGGUUGAUGAGGAUGAUUUGUCGAGGCGUCUCGCGGAGCUUAAAGCUAGAGGUUAAUGCUCCUCUUGUUUUCUCAUUGAAGAAUAACGAUUCACUCUGGUUAUAUAAUAUUUGUUAUUACGUUGCUAUUUUAUGCUUUUAAAGGAGUGUUUUUUGUGUAUAUUUAACUGAAUUUGGAUGUUUAGCUUUAAUAUUAAGCGGUACUGUUAUGUUUA
Messenger RNA from Lathyrus oleraceus (garden pea), 905 nucleotides. Its product is annotated as ESCRT-related protein CHMP1B. Bases 130 to 747 code for a protein of 205 amino acids. NCBI's taxonomy places the organism in Eukaryota, Viridiplantae, Streptophyta, Magnoliopsida, Fabales, Fabaceae. The transcript has a single exon. Gene Ontology annotation, biological process: vacuolar transport. The record is from RefSeq and is a predicted model, not a curated record.